Molecule: messenger RNA, 972 nt
Organism: Recurvomyces mirabilis
Lineage: Eukaryota; Fungi; Ascomycota; Dothideomycetes; Mycosphaerellales; Teratosphaeriaceae
Gene: AXHA1
Product: putative alpha-L-arabinofuranosidase axhA-1
Exons: 2
Coding region: 1-972 (323 amino acids)
Biological process (GO): L-arabinose metabolic process
Molecular function (GO): alpha-L-arabinofuranosidase activity
Source: RefSeq, a predicted model, not a curated record
AUGAAGUUCACCCAGACCAUGACGCUGCUCAGCAGCAGCGCGAUCCUGGCCUUCGCCGCCCCAUGCCCAGAGGCUGAGGCUGCGCCGGCCGCUGCUGCCGCCGCUUCUAGCUGCGCUCUUCCAUCCACCUACAAGUGGUCCGACCAGGGUGCCCUCACCUCCCCCAAGAACGGCUGGGCAGCUCUCAAGGACUUCUCCAGCACCAUCUACAACGGUCAGCACUUGGUCUACUCCUCCUAUCACGACAGCAAGAACUACGGUGGUGCCGGUUUCGGCCUUUUCAGCGCGUGGAGCGGCAUGUCCGCCGCUGCUCAGACCGCCGAGUCCUUCGCCGGUGUGGCGCCGACUAUCUUCUACUUCGCUCCCAAGAGCACCUGGAUCCUGGCUCACCAGUGGGGUCCUACCGCCUUCUCUUACCGCACAUCCAAGACCCCCAACGUCGUGAGCAGCUGGUCCUCUCCUCAGCCCUUGUUCAGCGGCAGCAUCUCGGGCUCCGGCACUGGUCCUAUCGACCAGACUGUCAUUGGUGACAGCUCGAACAUGUACCUCUUCUUCGCCGGCGACAACGGCAGCUUCGGCUCCGCCAGCACCGUGGUCAUCUCCGGCACGACCCAGAACACCUUCGAGGCCGUCCAAGUCUACACCGUCUCCGGCCAGAACAAGUACUUGAUGAUCGUCGAGGCUCAGGGCAACAACGGCCGCUACUUCCGCUCGUUCACCUCCUCCAGCCUGUCUGGUACAUGGACCGUGCAAGCUGGCUCCGAGUCCGCUCCUUUCGCCGGCAAGGCCAAUAGCGGUGCUACCUGGACCAACGAUAUCUCGCACGGUGACUUGGUCCGCACCAACCCAGACCAGACCAUGACUAUCGACCCCUGCAACUUGCAGUUCUUGUACCAGGGCCGCAACCCCUCCAGCACUGCUUCCUACGACCUUCUGCCAUACCGCCCUGGUGUGCUUACCCUCAAGGCUUAG